CAUCACUAUCACCACCACCACCACCAACAAUUGGCCAUCGCGGUCGUUCAGCACGCUCCCUCCUUCUCGAAAAGUCAAUCCAUCAGGGGGAACCCAUUUCCGUGCGACAAUACCCCCCACCAGCCAUGCUCUGCUCCUCCUGUCGCCGUGCCGCCGCCGCGCUGGCACAACCGCGCGGCGCCCUGCGAGCCUUCUCAAAAACCUCCUCUCACACAUUCGCCUCUAUGGCGACGAUAAUGGCAAUAGCGUCUCGGCGCACUACCACCCCCCUCCUAGUCGCCGCCGUCACCACCAUCACCACCACCACCACCAGAGCAGCUUCGACACCACGCCCCUACAGCUCCUCGUCCUCCAGCACCACAGCGAAACCGUCAUCCCGCCCGCCGCCCGCCGAAGACCCCCUCCCCGCCAUGACCCCCGCCGAGGCCUCCAUCGCCGCCGUUCUCUCCGCCGCGCUCGACCCCACGUUCGUGCUCGUCCAGGACGUGUCCGGCGGCUGCGGCAGCAUGUACGCCAUACAGGUCGCCUCGCGCGCCUUUAGGGGCCAGACGCUGCUCCGCCAGCAGCGCAUGGUCAACGCCGCGCUGGGGGACCGCGUCAGGGAGUGGCAUGGCGUGCAGAUUCGCACUGUCGUGCCUGACGAGGAUGAAUAGCACAUGAGCACGAGGGCGGGGAAGACCAGGACGAUCGCGAGCACGAGCAGAUAGGGACGUGUAGGAUGAGGGGGGGGCAGACGAAUAGACGACGAGUGCGAGAAGACUAGGACGAGCAGACAAGUACGUGUAGGAUGAGGGGCAGGAAGGGGAGGGAGAAUGAGUGGCGCUCGUUCCAGAGGUGCUCGGGAUGUGCGGGACGGCUUCACGACCAAGAAUAGGCACCACUGGCCAAAGCGACUGCUCCAACCGCCAUCAUCCCUCUCCCUGCGUCGUCGUCUGGAUUCACAGGCAAGACACACACGCACACACAUGUACAUCACUUGUAAACUAAACCCGCACAUGCAUAUCGCGGCGGGCAAAAUCUAAACCAAUCGAGACAUUGC
Messenger RNA from Purpureocillium takamizusanense, 1039 nucleotides. RefSeq lists its product as uncharacterized. NCBI's taxonomy places the organism in Eukaryota, Fungi, Ascomycota, Sordariomycetes, Hypocreales, Ophiocordycipitaceae. The transcript has a single exon. Bases 126 to 653 code for a protein of 175 amino acids. The record is from RefSeq and is a predicted model, not a curated record.